Messenger RNA from Lagopus muta (rock ptarmigan), 431 nucleotides. It is a transcript of the gene NDUFB11, whose product is annotated as NADH:ubiquinone oxidoreductase subunit B11. The record is from RefSeq and is a predicted model, not a curated record. Lineage: Eukaryota; Metazoa; Chordata; Aves; Galliformes; Phasianidae.
AUGGCGGCUCUGUGGAGGGCGAUUCGGUCGUGGCGGGGUCCGUGGGGAGCGCGGGGGAGGAGCGCGGGGAGCGGGGCGGUCGUGGCGGCACCGCAGGAAACGGUCGGAGCGCAUCGGGAGGAGGAAACGUGGGAGGAGGCCCAGCGGAAGCACCCCGAUCUCCAUGGUUUUUACACUGACCCCGCUGCUGAUUUGGCCAAUGCCCGCGCCGUCUUCAUUGCCGGUGUUUCCCUGGCGCGUUUGGGAUCGGUUUUCCUGCAUUACCUGCCUGAUGGAGGGUUGCAGCAGUGGUCGCGCCGUGAGGCCGAGCGCCUGAUUCGGGAGCGCGAGCAGCGCGGGCUGCCCCUCAUUGAGCCCAAUUACUACGACCCCAAACGCCUGGCGCUGCCCCCACAGCACUGAGCGGCGCGGAGCCAAUGAAUAAAGGGGGG